Messenger RNA from Quercus robur (English oak), 762 nucleotides. Its product is annotated as serine/threonine-protein kinase ZRK1-like. Gene Ontology annotation, molecular function: protein serine/threonine kinase activity; protein tyrosine kinase activity; ATP binding. The record is from RefSeq and is a predicted model, not a curated record. Gene Ontology annotation, biological process: protein phosphorylation; cell surface receptor signaling pathway. The transcript is spliced from 3 exons. Gene Ontology annotation, cellular component: plasma membrane. NCBI's taxonomy places the organism in Eukaryota, Viridiplantae, Streptophyta, Magnoliopsida, Fagales, Fagaceae. The coding region runs from base 1 to 762 and encodes 253 amino acids.
AUGAGUGGUCACAGCAAUGUAUUAAAGCCCAUAGGUUGUUGUCUCCACACUCCAUCUCCCAUUUUUGUGUAUGAAUUUGCCGCCAAUGGUGUCCUUGCAUAUCGAAUUCAUGUCUCCAGUGUUACUGAACGACAACAUGAGCCGAUGGUGUGGGAGAGAAGGUUAAAGAUUGCAAGGCAGAUUGCUCAUGCUCUUUCUUAUCUCCAUACUGCCUUCCCAAGACCUGUCAUCCACAUGAAUAUAGAUAUGCGCAGUAUCUUAUUAAAUGAACAUGAUGUUCCCAAAUUGUCCGGCUUUUAUUUUUCUGUAUCUAUUCCCGAAGGUGAAACUGACGUGGAAGUUCAUUACCGCUGUUUGAAUCCAAGGGUCUUUGCCCCAGAGUUUAAUGCAACAGGCAAGGUAAUGGAGAAAACUGAUGUAUUUGAUUUUGGUCGGUUUCUUUUUGAACUUUUAACUGGAGAGGAUUCUCAAGAUGGGGAAGGAGGGCCUAGCCUAGAGCAACAAUUACAAACUUUCCUGGACCUUGGCUUGGCAUGUACAGAGGAAGAUCCACAAAGAAGGCCAACUAUGGUGGAUGUCACCAAACAACUCAGGCAGAUUGAGAGGUUCACACAAACGGGUGAAGAGCUUGGGGGAAAUUUGCAGAAUUUAAAGCUUCUUGAGAGUUUUGAAGAGCAUGCUUCUACAUCAUUGAAAAGGAAUGCUUCUAGUGAUGAAAUCCAAGUAGUGAAUGAAGCCUCUGAAAGGCCUCUUGAAGUUUAA